AUGAUGAAGCUCAAGUCCAACCAAACCCGGACGUACGACGGGGAUGGCUACAAGAAGCGGGCCGCCUGUCUGUGCUUCAGGAGCGAGUCUGAGGAGGAGGUGCUGUUAGUGAGCAGUAGUCGACAUCCUGAUAAAUGGAUAGUUCCUGGAGGGGGAAUGGAGCCUGAUGAGGAGCCCAAUGUGGCUGCUGCUCGCGAAGUCUGUGAAGAGGCCGGUGUGAAGGGGACUUUAGGUCGCUUAGUUGGAGUAUUUGAGAACCAGGAGAGGAAACAUAGAACCUAUGUCUAUGUCCUUAUUGUAACGGAGGUGCUGGAGGACUGGGAGGACUCGGUCAACAUUGGGAGAAAAAGGGAAUGGUUUAAAAUAGACGAUGCCAUACAAGUGUUGCAGUGUCACAAGCCCGUGCAGGCCACCUACUUCGAGGCUCUCCAGGAGAGUUGCCUGACCAGUAAUGGAACACCACUGGUGACCACGAUAGGUGGGGACCUCUCCCCUACCUACAGCAUCAAUCAGAGCUCGGUCUCGGGUAUCAGAUAA
Menidia menidia (Atlantic silverside) is the source of this 537-nucleotide messenger RNA. NCBI's taxonomy places the organism in Eukaryota, Metazoa, Chordata, Actinopteri, Atheriniformes, Atherinopsidae. The record is from the annotation of a GenBank genome assembly.